Molecule: messenger RNA, 2511 nt
Organism: Hyaena hyaena (striped hyena)
Lineage: Eukaryota; Metazoa; Chordata; Mammalia; Carnivora; Hyaenidae
Gene: PDP1
Product: pyruvate dehyrogenase phosphatase catalytic subunit 1
Exons: 2
Coding region: 341-1954 (537 amino acids)
Biological process (GO): protein dephosphorylation
Molecular function (GO): cation binding; protein serine/threonine phosphatase activity
Source: RefSeq, a predicted model, not a curated record
UCUUUCUGUAGUUUUCCCUUCUGGCUGAUUAGCAGGGGAAAAUGCUAGCAAGUAAAUUAAAUUACAGAACUGAGACCAUUUACAUUACUAACAAAGCUUUAGAGCUACUAGCAUACUUAAGCCUCUUUUUAUCACAAAGCGUACAGUAAUUAAACAAUGAAUAAAUGAAACCUGCAUUUGAUUUCAAAGUCUCACUUCAACAAACACUUAUAAAGGCAUAGCGUCCCAGAAGAGGCCUUCGAUAGCAUCUGCUUCUGUGUGUUCACUUACAGCCUAGGGAAGUGAGGCCCAAAGAGGAAUCCCUGUCAGAAGUUCCAGCCUGCCACUGUUCUCUGAUGCCAUGCCAGCACCAACUCAACUGUUUUUCCCUCUGAUCCGGAACUGUGAGCUGAGCAGAAUCUAUGGCACCGCGUGCUACUGCCACCACAAACACCUCUGCUGUCCGUCACCCUACGUCCCCCAGAGUCGCCUGCGAUACGCGCCCCACCCAGCCUAUGCCACCUUCUGCCGGCCGAAGGACAGCUGGUGGCAGUAUACCCAGGGAAGGAGAUACGCCUCCACGCCGCAGAGGUUUUACCUCACGCCUCCGCAGGUCAACAGCAUCCUGAAGGCCAACGAAUACAGCUUCAAAGUGCCAGAAUUCGAUGGCAAAAAUGUCAGUUCUGUCCUUGGAUUUGACAGCAAUCAGCUGCCUGCAAACGCACCCAUCGAGGACCGGAGAAGCGCAGCUACUUGCUUGCAGACCAGAGGGAUGCUUUUGGGGGUUUUUGACGGCCACGCAGGCUGUGCGUGCUCCCAGGCAGUCAGCGAGAGACUCUUCUAUUACAUUGCCGUCUCCUUGUUACCCCAUGAGACUUUGCUAGAGAUCGAAAAUGCAGUCGAGAGCGGCCGGGCACUGCUGCCCAUUCUCCAGUGGCACAAGCACCCCAAUGAUUACUUCAGUAAGGAGGCAUCCAAAUUGUACUUCAACAGCUUAAGGACUUACUGGCAAGAACUUAUAGACCUCAACACCGGCGAGUCUACUGAUAUUGAUGUGAAGGAGGCUUUAAUCAAUGCUUUCAAGAGGCUUGACAACGACAUCUCUUUGGAGGCUCAAGUCGGUGAUCCCAAUUCUUUCCUCAAUUAUCUGGUGCUCCGAGUGGCAUUCUCAGGGGCCACUGCUUGUGUGGCCCACGUAGAUGGUGUUGACCUUCACGUGGCUAACACCGGCGAUAGCAGAGCCAUGCUGGGCGUGCAGGAAGAGGACGGCUCUUGGUCGGCAGUCACUCUCUCUAAUGACCACAAUGCUCAGAAUGAAAGAGAAUUGGAACGGCUGAAAUUGGAACACCCAAAGAACGAGGCCAAGAGUGUGGUGAAACAGGAUCGGCUGCUUGGCUUGCUGAUGCCUUUUAGGGCUUUUGGAGACGUAAAGUUCAAAUGGAGCAUUGACCUGCAAAAGAGAGUGAUAGAAUCAGGCCCAGACCAGUUGAAUGACAAUGAAUAUACCAAGUUUAUCCCUCCUAAUUACUACACGCCUCCUUAUCUCACUGCUGAGCCAGAGGUGACUUACCACCGAUUAAGGCCACAGGAUAAGUUUCUGGUGUUGGCUACUGAUGGGUUGUGGGAGACAAUGCACAGGCAGGACGUGGUUCGGAUUGUGGGCGAGUACCUGACGGGCAUGCAUCACCAACAGCCCAUAGCUGUUGGGGGCUACAAGGUGACGCUAGGGCAGAUGCAUGGCCUUUUAACAGAAAGGAGAGCCAAGAUGUCCUCAGUGUUUGAGGAUCAGAAUGCGGCGACCCAUCUCAUUCGUCAUGCAGUGGGCAACAACGAGUUUGGGGCUGUAGAUCACGAGCGCCUGUCCAAAAUGCUUAGUCUUCCUGAGGAGCUUGCUCGGAUGUACAGAGACGACAUAACGAUCAUUGUGGUUCAGUUCAAUUCUCACGUUGUGGGGGCGUAUCAAAACCAGGAAUAGUGGGUGCAGCCCGCCCUGGCAGUUCUCAGAUGAUAUAGAUUUUAAAGGGUGAAUAGAUUCGUAAGAGAUACUAAUAUAAUAAAGGUUUCCAGCGCGUCACUAAACAUUUACCCAUUUGAUACUCUAGCCAGUCAAGGCCUCUAAAUUGACUCUGAGGCAGGGUGGCAGGACCGCGAGAGUCUCAUUCGGCCUCGCUCGGACCUCACGGCACCCGCAGUUGAGGCCAGUCAGUUCCUUGUUGCAAAUGCCUUGUGACGUUGGCUGCUUUUAUCGAUCUGAGAAAAUCCAGAUGACCUGGCAAGUAGGAUCUUGAAAAGGCCAAAAGCCAGGAUCUUGCUGGGCGUAUUCUCUUGGUAAUAGGGAAGAAACGUUCUGUUCACACCCACAGACCCUUUCCGUCACUGAGAUUCCAGUGUACAUGAGAACGUUUAUUUAUUGCAUGAGUUCCUAGAUAUACAACCUAUGCAUUAUUCAUGUAAAUUUAAUUUAGCCUGAAGUGGUUUUCAAAUCUAGUACUUUAAGCCAUAAAUGACUGAGAGCCAAGCAGUCUGAAUUUG